Trichosurus vulpecula (common brushtail) is the source of this 1235-nucleotide messenger RNA. Its product is annotated as L-lactate dehydrogenase A chain-like. Gene Ontology annotation, cellular component: cytoplasm. Bases 16 to 1119 code for a protein of 367 amino acids. The record is from RefSeq and is a predicted model, not a curated record. Lineage: Eukaryota; Metazoa; Chordata; Mammalia; Diprotodontia; Phalangeridae. Gene Ontology annotation, biological process: carboxylic acid metabolic process. Gene Ontology annotation, molecular function: L-lactate dehydrogenase (NAD+) activity. The transcript is spliced from 8 exons.
CCAAGGACUGUGCGCAUGCGUGAGCAGGAGGGCGCGUGGCGGGUAACGGUAGCUGUAGGCCUUCUACACGCAGUUGUUCUGUUAAACCGGCCACUCAGUUGGUGUCGCGAGAUUUCCAAAAUGGCAUCAGUCAAAGAAAAACUAAUUGAGAAUUUUUUUAAAGAAGAGACAUCUGCUCAAAAUAAGGUCACCAUUGUUGGGUGUGGUGCAGUUGGCAUGGCAUGUGCCAUCAGUAUCUUAAUGAGGGGCUUAACUGAUGAACUCGCUCUUAUUGACGUCAUGGAAGACAAACUGAAGGGAGAGAUGAUGGAUCUCCAACAUGGCAGCCUUUUCUUUAGUACCCCAAAGAUUGUCUCUGGCAAAGAUUCCAGAGUAUCAGUCAAUUCCAAGAUAAUAAUUGUCACUGCAGGUGCACGCCAGCAGGAGGGAGAAAGUCGCCUGAAUUUGGUCCAGCGUAAUGUGAACAUCCUGAAAAGUAUUAUUCCUGAUAUGGUAAAAAGUAGUCCUAACUGCAAACUCCUUGUUGUUUCUAAUCCAGUGGACAUUCUGACAUAUGUCACCUGGAAGCUGAGUGGCUUGCCCAAAAACCGAGUUAUUGGAAGUGGAACUAAUUUGGACUCUGCCCGUUUCCGUUUCCUAAUUGGGAGUAGACUGGGUGUCAAUCCAGUAAGCUGUCAUGGUUGGGUUAUUGGGGAGCAUGGCGAUUCUAGUGUGCCUGUAUGGAGUGGAGUAAAUAUCGCUGGUGUUUCCUUGAAGAGUCUACACCCCAGUUUAGGAACUGAUGAAGAUAAGGAGCACUGGAAAACUGUUCAUAGACAGGUGGUUGAAAGUGCUUAUGAGGUCAUCAAGCUGAAGGGAUAUACUUCGUGGGCAAUUGGCCUGUCUGUGGCAGAUUUGGUAAGAACUAUGAUGAAUAAUCUUAGAAGAGUGCAUCCGGUUUGCACCAUGAUCAAGGGCCUAUAUGGAAUAAAUGAAGAAAUCUUUCUUAGCGUCCCUUGUAUCUUGGGACACAGUGGUAUCACAGAUAUAGUGAAGCUAAAUCUGAAUCCUGAGGAGGAACAUCAUUUAAAGAAGAGUGCAGAUACCCUCUGGGAUAUUCAGAAAGAUCUGAAAUUCUAAACCCUUUUCAGCAGACAGUAUGAAAAUAGUUAAAGGAUUAUAUAUGAUGCACUAUUCAAAUAAAGUAAACAUUUCAUAUGAUCUGUGAUUAAACACCAAGAGUAAAAUAGAAAUGU